Messenger RNA from Perca flavescens (yellow perch), 1545 nucleotides. It is a transcript of the gene kcna10a, whose product is annotated as potassium voltage-gated channel, shaker-related subfamily, member 10a. The coding region runs from base 1 to 1545 and encodes 514 amino acids. Gene Ontology annotation, cellular component: membrane; voltage-gated potassium channel complex. NCBI's taxonomy places the organism in Eukaryota, Metazoa, Chordata, Actinopteri, Perciformes, Percidae. The record is from RefSeq and is a predicted model, not a curated record. Gene Ontology annotation, molecular function: protein binding; delayed rectifier potassium channel activity. Gene Ontology annotation, biological process: potassium ion transmembrane transport; action potential; protein homooligomerization. The transcript has 2 exons.
AUGGAGGUGGCCCUGGUAGACUUUGAGAGCCUGGAUGAUCUCGACGGCAACCUUGAGGAUGAGACACUACGAGUGCCCCAGUCCCCAACCAUGCCAACUCCAACCAGACAGGGACGCAGUAGCUGUGCCAGUAUGAUCUCCAACUGGAAAUUGCUGCUAAACAGUGAGUGCACUAAGGAGAGUGAGACGAUCUUCAGCCGGCUUGCUAAGGAGUGCUGCGAGGAUCUGUUUGUAGAUAAACGAGGGCUGGAUGACGGAGACCAGAAAGUCAUCAUCAACAUCGCUGGUCUUCGUUUUGAGACGCAGCUCAAAACUUUGGACCAAUUUCCUGAGACGCUGCUAGGAGAUCCUUUGAAGAGGAUGAACUACUUUGAUCCAAUGAGGAAUGAGUACUUCUUUGACCGGAACCGACCCAGCUUUGACGGCAUCUUGUAUUACUACCAGUCAGGGGGCAAGAUCAGACGUCCAGCUAACGUUCCCCUAGAUGUGUUUGCAGAUGAAAUUCUGUUCUAUAAGCUCGGAAAUGAGGCCAUGGAGCAGUUCAGAGAAGAUGAAGGAUUUAUAAAGGAUGUUGAGAUCCCUCUUCCUAAUAAUGAUGUCUACAGGCAAUUCUGGCUGCUGUUUGAGUACCCAGAGAGCUCAAACGCAGCCCGUGGUGUAGCACUGGUGUCUGUUUUUGUUAUUGUCAUAUCCAUAAUUAUUUUCUGUAUGGAAACGCUGCCAGAAUUCAGAGAUGACACCGACCCAAUUGCGCCCACAACAGUACAGCCUUUCAACCAAUCUAGAUUUUACAGUUCUGUGGCUCCAUCUGGCGUGAAGCCCACAACUUUCUCUGAUCCCUUCUUUAUUAUUGAGACUGCCUGCAUUGCUUGGUUCUUCUUUGAGCUGUGUGUGAGAUUUGUGGUUUGUCCUAGCAAAAGGGAAUUUUUUCACAACCUCAUGAACAUCAUUGACAUUAUAUCCAUCAUCCCUUAUUUUGUUACCGUGGUUACAGAAUUGGUCACGACGCCACAAGAGAACUCAGGACAGAACAUGUCUUUGGCCAUUCUGCGUAUCAUCCGUCUGGUAAGGGUGUUUCGUAUAUUCAAACUCUCACGUCACUCCAAGGGGCUGCAGAUCCUGGGACAGACUCUGAAGGCCAGCAUGCGUGAGCUUGGCUUGCUCAUCUUUUUCCUCUUUAUUGGAGUCAUCCUCUUCUCCAGUGCUAUCUACUUUGCUGAGGUAGACGAGCCAAACACACAGUUUGUCAGCAUACCUGAUGGCUUCUGGUGGGCUGUGGUUACCAUGACCACAGUAGGCUACGGGGACAUGUGUCCUAUUACUAUGGGGGGUAAAAUGGUGGGCACCUUGUGUGCCAUCGCAGGUGUGCUUACCAUUGCUUUGCCUGUUCCCGUCAUUGUUUCAAAUUUCAACUACUUCUAUCACAGAGAGACAGAAGCAGAGGACAAGUUGCCCUUGUCAGAUGCUGUUGAGCAAGCCAUGAAGGCUGAAUCAGGUACCAAAGAGGGUUGCAACACCUCGCUUAAUAAAGCCAACGGCAUCUAG